GGUACGCAGGACAAAUCGGGCUCCUGAAAGGGGUACAGUAGCCUGGAAAGGUUGAGAGCAUUACAGAGCAUGUAGAUCUGAUUAAAUACUUUGGCCUUCCCCGUCUGUCAGGUGGAUAGAAGUUUGCUGGAGGGUGUUACUGAAUUCUCCUCACUUACUCCACCAAUUCCUGGUAUUUCUUGAUAAGACCUUUGAUGUCUUAAUCACAAGCUUUGUAGCUCUCCCGCUGGGUAAGGAGACAGUUUUCUCAGCAGCAUGUGACGCUCCCAGCUGUGCGAUCUCCCACAUCUGGGAUUAAAGGGCAAAGCAAUGGACGGAAUGGGGAAAAGCUCUUGGCACUGAUGCAAGGCACAAAGCCCUGUGCGGUAAGAGGGAAUUGCGGUCGCUAUAGCAAUGCAUGGUAUCUUGGGCUGAGUCAGGAUCUCCCCCCACCCACCCCCUAAAGGGCUGGAAGCACUGUGCCCAGGACUAGGAUGCGGGAGCCGUGGCUCUGCCAUUAACUGGCUUCCCUCUCCAUGCCUCAGUCUUCCCUGACGCGCCUGUGACGCCCGCUGAGAUCUCCCGGUGACAAGUGCUAUAGAAGGGCAAGAAAGGGGUGCAAGGUGGAGCAGCUGAGAAUGGACCCAAUACAGCUUCCCCCCCAAGGCCCAGAGGUGAUGGCUGAGGGACUGAUCCUCAUUGUCUGGCGGCAGCUGGCCCAGCAACCCGCUGCAGUCUCCUCGCCCCGUAUCCAUUAUCCAGAAUGAUGCACAGAGUGAAUUCUGCCAACGGCUUUGGAGCAAACAUAGCCUGUCCAAGGUAAUCCACAGCUGUUUGGAAGGACCGUGCAGGAAGCACAGUCUGCUUCGGUAUCCUGAUGAGUGUGAUCCUCCGAGCCAGGGCGCUGGGGAGAACGCGUGAGAUUUCAGAUUGAUGUGGGCAGCAGGGGAGACCCCAAAGAUAGGUCACAAAUUGGAAAUUUGCUUGUCAUAAAUCACUUGCACUAUUAGCUCAGCGUCCGUGCUGCCUGCCAGUAAACGGGGUUGCUGGGACACCCGGGAGGAGCAAGGGGGAGCCAACCUGGGGACCAUGAACCCAGAUCAAUGUUUGUGAGCAAUACUGUGCAGGCCCGGCCCAGGGUUAUCUCGGUGAUCGGCACAUUGUCUGGAAGCCUCGUGCGAACUGUUCAAAUAGAUCCACUUGGGGCCUGAGCCAUAGCUUAGGGAAGCUGAUGAAAAGGCUAAAAGUAUUUGUGACCUAUGGAGAUUGGAGCCCAGCCCACCCUGGAUAUUUCCUUGCCGGGGGGGGGAGGGAGGGUUGUAAAUGUUGCUUUUCAUAGCUUCAAACUGCAUCUUUGACUGAUGCUAGAUUGGCAUUUACAAGGACCCACUGUAGAAAAAACUCGGGGUGUGGGGAGUGGGUUGUUUGAGGUUGUUUAGGUGCCUGGGCCAGGGAAUGCAAAGGCAACCCAGAGAAGAUGGAGGAAACAAAUGCAACUGAUGAACAUGCACUGCCUGGAAGAGCCUGGAACCAACUGAUCAGGGAGGAGAUGGAGGGCUCUGGAGGGAAAAUCUUGAAAGUCAUCAGUUGGCAGCUGAGCAGCUGCCACCUCACCAGAGCUGCCUCUGGCAGGAGUAUAAAGGGCUACUGACCCCACUCGGUUUCCAGGACCCACGUAAGAAGCAGAAUGGCUUUCCUCUGGUUCCUGCCCUGCCUCGCCUUCCUGGGCACUGCCUAUGGCUGCGGCCUCCCUGCCAUCCAGCCUGCCAUCAGUGGCUAUGCUCGAAUCGUGAACGGUGAGACGGCGGUUCCUGGAUCCUGGCCCUGGCAGGUCUCCCUACAGGACAACACUGGCUUCCAUUUCUGCGGUGGCUCCCUGAUCAGCGAGAACUGGGUGGUCACCGCUGCUCACUGCGGUGUCAGCACAAGUCACCGUGUGGUUCUGGGGGAAUUUAACCAACACUCUCCGGCUGAGGAUGUGCAAGUCCUGCAGAUUGCCAAGGUUUUCAAGAACCGCAAAUUCAGCGGAGUCUCCCUGAAGAAUGACAUCACCCUGCUCAAGCUGGCCACGCCAGCCAACAUGACGGACCGUGUGUCCCCUGUGUGCCUGCCCGCAGCCACUGACGACUUCCCUGGAGGCCUGACCUGCGUGACCACAGGCUGGGGCUUGACCAAUCCCAGCGCCCAGAAUACCCCAGACCAGCUGCAGCAGGUGGCACUGCCCCUGCUGACCAACAGGCAGUGCAGGAGGUACUGGGGCAACAUCCCGGGCAACAUCUGCGCCGACGCCGCUGGAGCCUCCUCCUGCAUGGAGGAGAUACUCCACCCAACCUGCUGCUGCUGCUUGCAAGGUGACUCCGGCGGCCCCCUGGUGUGCCAGAAGGAUGGCGCCUGGACCCUGGUGGGGAUCGUCUCCUGGGGAAGCAGCACCUGCUCCCCCUCCACGCCCGGUGUUUACGCCCGCGUCAGCGUCAGGGCCUGGAUCGACCAGACCAUUGUAGCCGAUUAACUCAGCCGCACAUUCCCAGCGUGACCAGUCAAUAAAGGAACGUCAGAGACUGGCAGUGCCUGUGCCCUGUGGUCUUUGGCUCCUGGGCCGCGACAGGGCUCAUGUGGUGGGGUACAAUCGAGACCUAAGGCACACGGUGUCUGGUCUUCUCCUGUUUAUCUGCGCCCCCUGGUGGAUCAUGCACACGGAUAUGUACUGCAGCACAUGGUACCACCAGCCAAGUCAUCCCAUAGCAUGGACAGAUCAUCUAGUUCAGCCCCCUGCGUGGCUGGCCCAAGUAAACCUAGACCAGCCCUGACAGGCAUUUAUCCCACUUGUUCUUAAACCUCUCAUGACAGAUUCUACAGACUCCCUUGGAAGCCUGUUGCAGAACUUACCUACCCUGAGAGUUGGAAAGUUUUUCCUCACAUCAGAUCUACAUCUCCAU
Messenger RNA from Trachemys scripta elegans, 2915 nucleotides. Its product is annotated as chymotrypsinogen 2-like. Gene Ontology annotation, biological process: proteolysis. The record is from RefSeq and is a predicted model, not a curated record. NCBI's taxonomy places the organism in Eukaryota, Metazoa, Chordata, Testudines, Emydidae. Gene Ontology annotation, molecular function: serine-type endopeptidase activity.